Messenger RNA from Lindgomyces ingoldianus, 1755 nucleotides. Its product is annotated as Di-copper centre-containing protein. The annotation marks the transcript as partial. The transcript is spliced from 5 exons. NCBI's taxonomy places the organism in Eukaryota, Fungi, Ascomycota, Dothideomycetes, Pleosporales, Lindgomycetaceae. Gene Ontology annotation, molecular function: oxidoreductase activity. The record is from RefSeq and is a predicted model, not a curated record.
AUGAGGUCCUUUCCAUCACCGCUGGGCGUAGCCGCUUUCAUUUCACUGUGUUGGGGCUCACAUGGAGUUUCCAUCGGUGGCGGCCCCAGCUGCGGAGUUGCAAAUCAAUCUAGUAGUUUUUUCUCUGUCGUAGGGGUACAGGGAACUGGGGUGCAUCCACGGCUAGAGUUGCGCGAACUUGAAAAGGACCCGGAAACAUGGAAUCUCUUCAUUCAGGCAAUGUCGAGAUUCCAGAACAUGGACCAGAAGGACAAGUUAUCAUACUUUCAGCUGGCUGGUAUGAGUAUCCACGGCGCUCCUUUUGUUGAAUGGGAUGGCGCAAAAGGUAACGGAUCUUACGGAUAUUGCCCUCACUCGAGCAACCUGUUUGGAACAUGGCACCGACCGUAUCUUGCUGCGUACGAACAGAUUCUUCACGAACGAGCCGUAGAGAUCGCGAAUGAGUUUCCCAGGGGUGAGAGGGAAAAGUACCAGCAAUCAGCUGCCAAGCUUCGUUUGCCUUACUGGGACUGGGCGAUCACUCCUGAUUCGGAUGGCUGCAUGCCUACUAGUCUUCGGCAUUCAACGGCCAAUGUGACCUUUCCUAAUGGUACUACAGGCGAGAUCCCUAAUCCCCUUUAUGAAUAUAUCUUUCACCCUCUCAGCCCAGGCGACUUCCCUCUUGAUGGAUUAGAGUUCAAUGUCUGGAAGACUACGAUUAGAUACCCGGCAGAUGGAUAUGCCGCAAAUGCAACUAGUCGAAACGAUGAUGCAAACACUCGUAUCGAGGCCCAGCAACCAAGUAACCGCGAUAUGCUUUAUAAAUUACUCACCAUAUACCAGCCAUUCAAUGAGUGGAGCAACAAGGGCAAUGGCGGUAAAAUUGGUAACCUUGAAACCUUGCAUGAUGGCAUCCAUAACUCAUUCGGCCUUGGACACAUGGGCAUUGUUGAGGUUUCAGCGUUUGAUCCAAUUUUCUGGUUUCAUCAUUGCAAUGUGGAUCGCAUCAUGGCAAUUUACCAGUACCGCUACCCAGACACCUACGUCGAACCCAGCUAUCAGAGCAAAGCCACCUUCGCAAUAGCCAAGAAUAGCUCACAGGACACUGCGUCACCUCUGGCACCUUUCCAUAUGAAUGCAAAGGGCGAUAUGUGGACUUCAAGUACCGUAAUCAGCACCGAUUCCUUUGGAUACACUUACCCGGAACUCGUCGGUAAUCCGUCCAAUAGCUCGCUAACGGCGACAAUCAAUCGCCUCUACAAGCCGCAGACUCAAGGGCUGAACAAUAACAACACGCUCACUACUCUCCGAAAGCGGAACGACACCGCCGACGCUAUCGACUGGAUGGCUGAGAUUAACAUGCCGUCUGAUAUAAAAGCGACAUACUCAGUCCGCGCGUUCCUGGGGGACUUCGACACUGAAAAUGCAAAGAAUUGGCCAACCGACCCGAAUUACGUUGGCCAGGUUGCAUCCUUAGCAAGUCCGAGGAUGGAGUCUGAUGUCAUUGUGACUGCAAACAUCGUCCUCACGGAUAAGCUAGCCGCAAAAUAUAAGGAUGGGGAGUUGAAGAGCUUGGAGAAGGAGCAUGUGAUGGAGUAUUUGAACGAGCAUUUCCAUUGGAGGAUUCAGAAAGCGGAUCUGUGCGAGAUUCAUAAAAACAACACCCCGGCUGGCCUCAAUGUCACGGUUUUGUCGGUACCCGUGCAUCUUCCUCACUCGGAAUUUGAGGUCCCGACUUGGAUUGGCGAUUUUGAGUACCACCCUGAUAUUAUGGGC